Messenger RNA from Argentina anserina (silverweed cinquefoil), 618 nucleotides. RefSeq lists its product as uncharacterized. The record is from RefSeq and is a predicted model, not a curated record. Bases 1 to 618 code for a protein of 205 amino acids. The transcript has a single exon. Lineage: Eukaryota; Viridiplantae; Streptophyta; Magnoliopsida; Rosales; Rosaceae.
AUGGAGGCUGUAGUGGAGAUGCCCCUUUGCAUGAUGUGUUUGCAUAGCUACAUCAACACGAUCACGAAGAAUUUCCCAGGGGCGAGUCAAGUGACAAUGUACAUGGGGAGAGAUGUGCCUACUGUUAUUGUGUAUAGAAUCCCGGGGGUAGAUUUCAUAGGAUAUGAGCCUCCCGCGGCUAACCACAUGUAUCAUCGAAAGCGAGAGAGGGCUGAAGUGAGGAAUGAAGGUAUCGUGGACAGUACCAGUGAAGAUGAAAUUGAUAUUGAAGAUGAAGAAGAAAAUGAGACGGAUUCAGAAGAUGGAGAUGAAGAUGAAAUGGAUUUAGAAGAUGAAGAUGGAGAUGGAGAAGAAGUUGACAGAGUAAUUGUCAUUAACCGAAAGCGAGUGUGGUCUCAGAUGAUGGAUGAGGAUGAAAUGGAUCCUCAAGAUUAUGGUGGAGAUGAAAUGGAACAGGAAGAUGGAGAUGAAGAUGAAAUGGGUCCUCAAGAUAAUGGUGGAGAUGAAAUGGAACAGGAAGAUGGAAAUGGAGAUGAAGAUGAAAUGGGUCCCAAAAAUGGAGCUGAAGAUGAAAUGGAUGCAGGAGAUGGAGAUGGAGAUGAAAAUGGAGAGAGAUGA